Messenger RNA from Salarias fasciatus (jewelled blenny), 2846 nucleotides. RefSeq lists its product as uncharacterized. Gene Ontology annotation, biological process: DNA integration. Gene Ontology annotation, molecular function: nucleic acid binding. Bases 1172 to 2572 code for a protein of 466 amino acids. The record is from RefSeq and is a predicted model, not a curated record. Lineage: Eukaryota; Metazoa; Chordata; Actinopteri; Blenniiformes; Blenniidae. The transcript has 2 exons.
AUUCAGGUGCCACAGUAAACGUCAUGAGUGAAUCUGCUCUUAACAUGCUGUCACCACAGCCACAGUUGGUACCAGCGGACACCAAAAUCUUUCCCUAUGGCUGUACCACUCCACUGUCACUGGUUGGCAUGUUCAGAUGUGAGGUGAAAGCAAAUGAUAAACAGACAUUGUGCAGAUUUUAUGUAAAAAGUGGCAAAGGCUGUUCCCUACUCGGUUAUGACACAGCGACACAGCUAGGUCUCAUUAACGUAGUCAACACUAUGUCCACACCUCAACCAAGCACAGUGGCGGAUAAACUGGUCAAAGACAACCCAGAACUCUUCCGAGGCAUAGGAAAACUCAAGGAUUUUCAAGUCAAACUUCACAUCGACACUACUGUUCAGCCCACGUGUCAGCCACACAGGCGAGUGCCAUUCCACAUCCGUCAAAGAGUGGAAAAAGAGCUAGAAAAGCUGGAAGAAGGUGACAUUAUUGAAACUGUGACAGGCCCAACGCCAUGGGUUUCACCAAUAGUGACUCCACCCAAACCCAAAAACCCAAAUGAAGUCAGAAUCUGCGUUGAUAUGCGACAAGCUAACACUGCAAUACAACGUGAACGUCACAUCACACCGACGAUGGAUGACGUCAUCCACGAACUCAAUGGAGCCACUGUCUUCUCCAAACUUGAUUUAAGAGCUGGAUAUCACCAGUUGGAGCUUCAUCCAGACAGCAGAUACAUAACAACUUUCAGCACUCACAAAGGCCUGCGCAGAUACAAACGGCUCAACUUUGGUAUUUCAUCAGCAGCGGAAGUAUUCCAAAAUGCCAUCUGCCAAGCACUACAAGGGAUCAGUGGGGUAAAGAACCUCAGCGACGACAUCAUCGUGCAUGGGAAAACACAAGCUGACCAUGACAACAGCCUCGCAGCAGUUUUUCAGAGACUCAAAGAAAAGGGCCUUACUCUCAACAGAGACAAAUGUGAGUUCAACAAGUCCAGACUGGAAUUUUUUGGAUUCAUCUUCCAAGCAGGAGGAAUCUCAGCUGACCCCAAAAAGACCACAAGGCGCUGGAGGUGAUCUGGAAUAAUCCUCGUUCCAAGCCACCAGCAAGGAUUGAACGUUGGGGUUUGAGACUACAACCCUACGACUUCGCAGUAGUCUACAGGAAAGGAGCUGAAAACCCAGCAGACUACAUGUCCAGGCAUCCAGCAUCAACACAGCAUGGGUUACACACCAGAGCAACAAAAGUUGCUGAAGACUACGUCAACUUCAUGGCACAACAAGCAACGCCCAAAGCAAUGACUCUGUCCGAAAUCCAAGAAGAAACCCUCAAAGACCCCCUUCUGAAAAAGGUCAGUGAGCAUGCAAGGCACAACACAUGGCACACUAUCAAAAAGGAUUCACAGGAUGCCACUGCCCUGCAAAAAUACAAGCAAAUCAGCGGCGAACUCACUGUUUCACCUACUGAUGACAUAAUACUUCGAGGCCUCAAGAUCGUCAUCCCCUCAGCCCUUGAAGACAAAGUGUUGCAGUUAGCCCAUGAAGGACAUCAGGGCAUUGUGAAAACAAAAACAUUAUUGAGGUCAAAAGUAUGGUUUCCAAACAUUGACCAAAAAGCAGAGUUUAUGGUUAAGAACUGUCUAGCAUGCCAAGCAAACACCCCGGUGACACAAGUCGAACCUUUAAAAAUGUCAGAGUUACCUGAGUCACCGUGGCAUUCAGUCAGUGCAGACUUCUACGGUCCACUCCCCACUGGAGAGUACUUGCUAGUUCUUGUGGAUGAGUACACCCGCUACCCAGUCGUUAAACCUGUGAGAUCCACCUCAGUAAAUACGGUGAUCCCAGUCAUGGAUGAAACGUUCUCAAUGUUUGGCAUUCCCAGAAUACUCAAAACAGACAACGGACCUCCUUUCAACAGUGAGCAGUUCUCGAAAUUCCUAACACACAUGGGAUGUCAUCACAGGAAGAUCACGCCUCUAUGGCCACAAGCAAAUGCAACGGCAGAGCGCUUCAUGCGGACACUUGGAAAAGCUGUACGUGUUUCAGAGAAUCAGAGCAUCCCCUGGAAGCAAACACUGAACACAUUUCUUCGUGAGUAUCGCUCUACACCACACAGCACCACUGAAGCAUCGCCUGCAGAGCUUAUGUUCCAACGCAAGAUCAAUACCAAGAUUCCUGCACAUUCCAGUACCACUCAAAACAAAACUGACCAAGUGAUCAGGGAGCGUGACAAGCAAGCAAAGACAAAAAUGAAGCAAAACGCAGAUACACGUCGCCGCGCAAAAUCCAGUUCUCUCAGUGUUGGUGACGCCGUGCUGCAUCGUCAGUCAAAACAAAACAAGCUGACAUCAUCCUACAACUGUGAUCCGCACACCAUAACCAGCAUCAAUGGCUCCAUGGUCACUGCCAGAAACAACAAGCAUUCCAUCACAAGGAACUCAUCAUUUUUCAAAAGGAUAAGUGCCAGUGCUCAGUGUCCCACACCUACUCCAGACACCGAUGAUGAGGACAGUACUCCAACAGUUCCACGGUACCCUGCGAGAUGCACCAGACGCCGCCCUGCGUAUCUGGAAGACUACGAAGACACUGGCUGAGCAAUAAGUUUUCUUUUUCAGAUGUUUGCCAAUGAGUUCACUUGACUGUUUACAUUUGGUUGUUUGGCUGCAACAAUAAUCACUUGCCAUCUAUUUGCAUUUUUGAAAUAUCAAGUGCUGUUUUCUUUUUCUUUCAGUCCAAAAGGAAUGCACUUAUGAGACAGAUUUAUUUCUUUUGUUGUUUGUGAGUUCUAAAUAGAGUGUGUUGUGAAUUUCAAGAAAUGCAACAAAAUGUUCAGGGAAUUUAAGAACCUUAGGUAAGAAAAUGUUUGGA